Molecule: messenger RNA, 4544 nt
Organism: Biomphalaria glabrata
Lineage: Eukaryota; Metazoa; Mollusca; Gastropoda; Planorbidae
Exons: 2
Coding region: 70-1350 (426 amino acids)
Biological process (GO): SCF-dependent proteasomal ubiquitin-dependent protein catabolic process
Cellular component (GO): SCF ubiquitin ligase complex
Molecular function (GO): protein binding
Source: RefSeq, a predicted model, not a curated record
GUUUGAAAUGAACUUAAGAUUAUAAAGACAUAACAGCGAUUGAGUCAAGACAUGAAAUUCGUAUAAGACAUGCUAUUACAGGACUUGAACCACGACGUCAUUGUUCACAUCUGCUCAUUUCUUGGUUUCAAGGACAGAAUCAGCUUUGCACUGACCUGCAGAAAGGUGAAGGAUGCCGCCUACGAAAAGACGCUAUGGAAGCACACCGUGGUCUAUUUGUCUCUUCCAACCACCAGCAGUGGUUGGCCAAGAUUGUAUUCCAGCCUGGAGGAAAGAGGAAUUAGUUUGCUGGUGUUUCGCGUUCAGCAUUACGCCGCCUUUGAUACUCACCUGCCUCUGAUGGCUAAACAUUGGCCAAGGCUCUCCGUAAUCUGGGACGACUCAGCUCCUGGCACGCCAGGGGAGCCCGGAAACUCUACAUUUGUACAGCAGCUUACGGUUCAGCUUGCGAGUGUCAAGACUCUUAAGUUGUCCUCCAUUGGCUUUAGGCUUAUUCAACUGAUUUCUAACGUGAUGCCUUUGUUGGAGCAUUUGGACGUUUCUCAGAGUCAUUUUGAUGAUAAGUGUUCCAGGUAUUUGAUCGAUCUCUUGCCAAAAUUACGAAGCCUAAACCUCUCAAACACUCACAUAACUGACCGUGGAGUCGGCCUAUUUUGCGGGUAUACCCUCCGAAUGAUUUUCUUCCAUUGGUUACCCACCCUGCCUUUGCUGUCCAAGCUUGAAGUCCUUGACCUCUCCCAAUGCAGGAGCACAACACGCUUUCACUGGUUUUUCCUUCAAAGACUGCCAAAUCUGAACACCAUAGUCACUUGCGAAGGUCACUUGUCAGAAAAGCCAGAUUUUGCUAGCAUCGCCAAGAUCCGGUCUCUGCGUUGUUUGGUCGUAAAGGGACACAAACAACCAGGACGCUUUCUUCGCGGGUUGUCUUUGAGUGAGUGCAGACUGCAGUGCUUGUAUUUUGGGCUUUGCGACUUCAUAGACAUUGAGAUGCUGUACUUUAUUCAUGGAUUCAAAGACCUGAUCUACCUAAAAAUCCAGUCCGUGAAAUUGACUGACGAUGGCAUAGAAUUUAUAAGCAAGUUCCUUCCUCAGCUGCUUGUUUUGGACAUUACUGGCUGCGUGAGGAUCACCAAAUACGCCCUAGUGCACAUCAGGUCCAACUUACGGAACCUCAAAUUUCUUCGAGUGUUGAGAAUCCCUAAACUAAAGCGAUCUCAUCUUGCCUGGCUCCCAUCAGAGUGCUGUGUCCACUCAAACUUUGGAUACAGCAGAAAUAAGAUUGACCUUGACAUGAUUAGCAAUCACCCAAGAAAGUCAAUCUGGCUUCGUAAAGUUUUUAAUGACUUUUGAUAGAGUUAAUUCCCUUGCAAGUCUAAAUGUUUUAUAGUUAGUUUUAUAUUGUGAGCCUAGGAUUGCAAUGCAUUAUUGUUAAUCAUUGUAUGAGGGUUUUUUUUCUAACAUUGGUAGGGUUAACUCUAGUCGUAAGUGUUGUCUUUUGUUUAUUGUAACUGUUGAUUAUAGGUUAUCGUUUAAUUAAAAGAGCUGCAUAUACUUAAUGUGAGCUAUGUAAUGUAAAAAUAUGUAGGCGUCAGUUAUGGUUAAUAGGGCAGGUGCAUGAUUUCAUGUUUGAGUUAUUGUCUUUAUAUCAAGUUGUUAUCUGUCUAUAGAAAACAAUUUCUUUCUGCAAGAGUUAUAUUUCUAUAACAAGUAUUUUGCAAAAGUUAUGGUUUAUGACGUUGUAGGUUUCAUCAAAGUGAAAUCAAUUUCAUCAAUAGUGACAUAGGCCUAAUAGUCUUAUGAAGAGUUAUGACUAGUGACAUAGGCCUAAUAGUUUUAGUAAGAGCUACCUUUUAUGUAGUCAUUCACCACAAUAGUUAUGACUUAUGGAGUUGUAGCUUAUAGUGAGAGUUAUUUUAUGAAUUGGUAUCUUUUAGCAAGAGUUAUGGUUUAUGACGUGAUAAUUUUUAGCAAAAGUUAUUGUUACAUCUUAGUAGGUUAUUUUAGCAAAUGUUAUGGAUUAUGGCGAGUAGUUUUUAACAAGGGCUAUGGUGUAGGCCUACACGUUAUUAGCCAGAGUUACAAUUUAUGGCAUAGUAGUUUUGUAGCAAGAGUUAUGUUUUAUGGCAAAGUAGUUUGUAGCAAGAGUUAUGUUUUUAUGGCAUAGUAGUUUUGUAGCGAGAGUUAUGUUUUAUGGCAAAGUAAUUUGUAGCAAGAGUUAUGUUUUAUGGUAUAGUAGUUUUGUAGCAAGAGUUAUGGUUUAUGGCAUAUUAGUUUUGUAGCAAGAGUUAUGUUUUAUGGCAAAGUAGUUUGUAGCAAGAGUUAUGUUUUAUUGCAUAGUAGUUUUGUAGUAAGAGUUAUGUUUAAUGAUAUAUUAGUUAUGUAGCAAGAGUUAUGUUUUAUGGCAUAAUAGUUUGUAGCAAGAGUUAUGUUUUAUGGCAUAAUAGUUUGUAGCUAGAGUUAUGUUUCAUGGCAUUUUAGUUUGUAGCGAGAGUUAUGUCUUAUGGUAUAGUGGUUUGUAGCAAGAGUUAUGUUUUAUGGCAAAGUAGUUUGUAGCAAGAGUUAUGUUUUAUGAUAUAUGGUAUAGUAGUUUUGUAGCAAGAGUUAUGUUUUAUUGCAUAGUAGUUUGUAGCAAGAGUUAUGUUUUAUGGCAUAACAGUUUGUAGCAAGAGUUAUGUUUUAUGGUAUAGUAGUUUGUAGCAAGAGUUAUGUUUUAUGGCACAAUAGUAUGUAGCAAGAGUUAUGUUUCAUGGCAUUUUAGUUUGUAGCGAGAGUUAUGUUUUAUGGUAUAGUGGUUUGUAGCAAGAGUUUUGUUUUAUGGUAUAGUAGAUUUUAGCAAGAGUUAUGUUUUAUGGUAUAGUAGUUUGUAGCAAGAGUUAUUUUUUAUGGUUUAGUAGUUUGUAGCAAGAGUUAUGUUUUAUUGCAUAGUAGUUUGUAGCAAGAGUUUUGUUUAAUGGUAUAGUAGUUUUUUGGCAAGAGUUAUGUUUUAUGGUAUAGUAGUUUUUUGGCAAGAGUUAUGUUUUAUGGUAUAGUAGUUUGUAGCAAGAGUUAUGUUUAUGGUAUAGUAGUUUGUAGCAAGAGUUGUGUCUUAUGGCAUAGUAGUUUGUAGCAAGAGUUAUGUUUUAUGAUAUAUGGUAUAGUAGUUUUGUAGCAAGAGUUAUGUUUUAUUGCAUAGUAGUUUGUAGCCAGAGUUAUGUUUUAUGGCAUAAUAGUUUGUAGCAAGAGUUAUGUUUUAUGGUAUAGUAGUUUGUAGCAAGAGUUAUGUUUUAUGGCACAAUAGUAUGUAGAAAGAGUUAUGUUUCAUGGCAUUUUAGUUUGUAGCGAGAGUUAUGUUUUAUGGUAAAGUUGUUUGUAGCAAGAGUUAUGUUUCAUGGCAUAGUAGUUUGUAGAAAGAGUUAUGUUUUAUAGUAUAGUAGUUUUUGGCAAGAGUUAUGUUUUAUGUUAUAGUAGUUUGUAGCUAAAGUUAUGUUUUAUGGUAUUGUAGUUUGUAGCAAGAGUGUUGUUUGUUUUAUGGCAAAGUACAGUGUAGCAAGAGUUAUGUUUUAUGGCAUAGUAGAUUUUAGCAAGAGUUAUGUUUUAUGGUAUAGUAGUUUUGUGGUAAGAGUUAUGUUUUAUGGUAUAGUAAUUUGUAGCAAGAGUUACGUUUUAUGGUAUAGUUUGUAGCAAGAGUUAUGUUUUAUGGUUUAGUAGUUUGUAGCAAGAGUUAUGUUUUAUUGCAUAGUAGUUUUUAAUGGUAUUAUAGUUUUUUUGGCAAGAGAUAUGUUUUAUGGUAUAGUUUGUAGCAAGAGUUAUGUUUAUGGUAUUGUAGUUUGUAGCAAGAGUUGUGUUUUAUGGCAUAGUAUUUUUUUUAGCUAGAAUAUUAUUAUUCUAAUUUAAAAAAAAAAGGUUUUCAAUUAAGUAGCAAAAAUUUGCUAAUUAUUUUUUAGAUGAUGUAAGUAAUAUUUUUAACAAAUGCAAUUUUACGAAAUGGUUAUUAUCAAAUUUUAAUCACUAUUGUAAAGAGAAGGAAAAAUAAAUUUUUAACUAAUGAGUCUACGUACGUUUAUGUUUUGUGUAUGUGUGUGUGUGCAAUGAAUGUAAUUUGAAAAAAUAAAGUUCACUUUCUAUAGUUUGUUAUUUUAUUUAUUAAUUUUAACGAGGAUGUCACGUGGAAAGCACGAUCUCAUUUGCAUUGACUUUCCUAAAGAUUGCCAGGUGCUCAAGAAAACGUGGGGGAAUUCAGUUACAAUUAUCUAUUGUAGGCAUUCAAAAUAUAACCGGGAAUUGAAUUUUAGACAUUUCAGCUUGGGAAUUGUAUAAAUGGUUGAAGGUUUCUGUUUGUGAACACCUAUUAAGAAAAGUAAACACCCUAUAACUGUAGAACAUUUAAAUACAGUACCAAUGAUGUAUCCUAAAUAGUGGAAAGUUCGUUCAAACUAAAAUAAAAAAAAAAAGAAUUACAAAAUAAAGGGACAUUAGAAGUUCUCGGUAAGGGGGGAGAACUCUUUAAUGUUCCUCACAUUGUUGACACUUUGUAUUUAAAGUGAUUCAGACAUGGACAGCUUGAA